Molecule: messenger RNA, 3148 nt
Organism: Lacerta agilis (Sand lizard)
Lineage: Eukaryota; Metazoa; Chordata; Lepidosauria; Squamata; Lacertidae
Gene: KCNQ2
Product: potassium voltage-gated channel subfamily Q member 2
Exons: 18
Coding region: 31-2730 (899 amino acids)
Biological process (GO): potassium ion transport; transmembrane transport
Cellular component (GO): membrane
Molecular function (GO): voltage-gated potassium channel activity
Source: RefSeq, a predicted model, not a curated record
UCGCACCCCCACCCCCACCACCAAAGCAGGAUGGUGCAGAAAUCGCGCAACGGAGGCGUGUACCCGAGCGCGUCGGGCGAGAAGAAGCUGAAGGUGGGCUUCGUGGGUCUCGAUCCCGGCGCGCCGGACUCCACCCGCGACGGCGCGCUGCUCAUCGCGGGCCCCGAGGGCGGCAGCAAGCGCGGCUCCAUCCUCAGCAAGCCCCGCUCGGCCGUCUCCGGCAAGCCGCCCAAGAGGAACGCCUUCUACCGCAAGCUCCAGAAUUUCCUCUACAACGUGCUCGAGAGGCCCCGGGGCUGGGCGUUCAUCUACCACGCUUACGUUUUUCUUCUCGUUUUCUCCUGCUUGGUGCUCUCCGUCUUUUCAACCAUCGAGGAAUAUGAAGACAGUUCUGAAGGCGCCCUUUACAUUCUGGAAAUAGUCACCAUUGUGGUCUUUGGUGUGGAGUAUUUUGUAAGGAUCUGGGCUGCUGGCUGCUGCUGCCGAUACCGCGGCUGGAGAGGAAGGUUGAAGUUUGCCCGAAAACCCUUUUGUGUCAUCGACAUCAUGGUGUUGAUUGCCUCCAUCGCUGUGCUGGCUGCUGGUUCCCAGGGGAAUGUCUUUGCCACCUCUGCGCUCAGAAGUCUGAGGUUUCUGCAGAUCCUGCGCAUGAUCCGAAUGGACCGCCGAGGAGGCACUUGGAAGCUUCUCGGGUCGGUGGUGUAUGCGCACAGCAAGGAGCUGAUCACUGCCUGGUAUAUUGGUUUCCUUUGCCUCAUUCUAGCCUCCUUCCUGGUGUACUUGGCUGAGAAGGGAGAAAACGAUCACUUUGACACCUAUGCAGAUGCACUCUGGUGGGGCUUGAUUACACUGACUACCAUUGGCUACGGGGACAAAUAUCCGCAAACCUGGAAUGGGCGCCUCCUUGCGGCAACUUUCACCCUGAUUGGCGUUUCCUUUUUCGCUCUUCCAGCUGGUAUACUAGGUUCUGGGUUUGCGCUGAAGGUUCAAGAGCAGCACCGUCAAAAGCACUUUGAGAAGAGGAGGAAUCCUGCAGCGGGCCUGAUUCAGGCUGCAUGGAGGUUCUAUGCCACAAACCUCACUCGAACCGAUUUGCAUUCGACUUGGAAUUACUACGAGAGAACCGUGACCGUCCCCAUGUACAGCUCACAAACGCAAACCUAUGGGGCUUCCAGGCUCAUCCCGCCUUUGAAUCAGCUCGAGCUCUUGAGGAACCUGAAGAGCAAAUCUGGACUGACUUUCAGGAAAGAACAGCAGCCGGAGCCAUCUCCAAGUAAAAGCAAUCCGUCCAGAAAGUCACUUUGUGGAUGCUGCUCAGGAAACUCUAGUCAAAAGGUCAGCUUGAAAGAUCGUGUCUUCUCCAGCCCUCGAGGUGCGGCCACAAAAGGUAAAGGUUCUCCUCAGGGCCAGGGGAUACGGAGGUCGCCCAGUGCGGACCAGAGCAUCGAAGACAGUCCCAGCAAAGUGCCCAAGAGCUGGAGCUUCGGAGACAGGAGCCGAGCCCGGCAAGCUUUCCGCAUGAAGGGAGCCACAUCCCGUCAAAAUUCAGAAGAUGCCUGCCUCCCUGGAGAAGACAUGCCUGAUGCCGACAACAAAAGCUGCAACUGCGAAUUUGUGACCGAGGAUCUGACACCGGGGCUUAAAGUCAGCAUCAGGGCAGUGUGUGUCAUGAGAUUUCUGGUUUCCAAGCGGAAGUUCAAGGAGAGCCUGCGGCCCUACGAUGUCAUGGACGUCAUUGAGCAGUACUCAGCGGGACAUUUGGAUAUGCUUUCCAGGAUCAAAAACCUCCAGUCCAGGAUAGAUAUGAUUGUCGGUCCCCCGCCCCCUUCAACUCCCCGGCAUAAGAAGUAUUCAACCAAAGGAUCACCCCAAUACUCGCCUAGAGUUGACCAGAUUGUUGGGAGAGGGCCGUCAAUGACAGAUAAGGACCGAACCAAAGGCCCAGGUGAAGGGGAGCCUCCUGAAGAUCCAAGUAUGAUGGGCAGACUUGGAAAGGUGGAAAAACAGGUCCAGUCCAUGGAGAAGAAGCUGGACUUCCUGGUCAACAUCUACAUGCAACGGAUGGGGAUCCCACCGAACGAAACGGAAGCCUACUUUGGGCCGAAGGAACCUGACCCAGCACCGCCCUACCACAGCCCAGAAGACAGCAGGGAGCACAUUGACAAAAACGGUUGCAUCAUCAAGAUCAUUCGCUCCACGAGUUCGAUGGGACAGAAGAAUUUCUCUGCACCUCCUGCCACAACAGUGCCAAACAACUCAUGCCCUCCUUCCACUUCUUGGCAGACAUAUCAACGGCAAAGCCACGGGACCUCCCCGGUUGGCGAUGCUGGUUCUUUGGUGAGAAUCCCACCUCCACCUUCUCACGAGCGCUCCUUCUCUGCCUACGGGGGUGGGAACAGGGCCAGCGCUGAGUACGCAAGGAACGAAGACAUUACAGCUAAGCACCCAGAGAGUGCUCUGAGGGACAGCGACACCUCUAUUUCUAUCCCAUCAGUCGACCACGAGGAACUGGAGCGUUCCUUCAGCGGGUUCAGCAUCUCGCAGUCCAAAGAAAAUUUGGACGUCCUUAACAACGGUUGCUACACUGCUGUGGCCAAAAUCAGACCUUACAUAGCAGAAGGGGAGUCAGAUACGGAUUCUGACCUCUGCACACCCUGUGGGCCUCCGCCGAGGUCAGCAACCGGUGAGGGACCUUUCAGUGACAUGGGCUGGUCAGCUCCUAGGCAGUGAAGGAAAAGAAAGCCACCUGAACACAACUUCAAGAGCAUGGGGCAAUGAUGCUGUCCACAUACCGGACAACUUCAGGAGACUGGGAGCUAAUGUUCUGCAACCCAGAAAUUGUGGGUGUUUUGCCACAGCUUGGUCCGGGGUGGUGGGAGCAGAAGCUACGCCUGUUCUCUCCAAAAAACCGAGAGGGGGCAUCGUAGUGAAUAAUUUUGAAAUGUCUGGAUUUCUUUCAUACCAUCUUUCUAAACUAGAUAGAUGAAACUGUGAUCUUACUCCAGGGUAGGUAGCUGUGACUCUUGGUAAUCUUUUAAGCUAAGAGGGCACACGCAUCACUAAGACAGUGGUUGAGCAAUUGGUGAGACAAUUUCUUCUUCUUUUUACUAAGAGUAGGCAAUGGCACUGAGCUAUCAGGUCACACACA